AUGUCAACAUUACGUAAUAGGCGUGUGGAACAGAUCCGCGGCUGGAUCGACGAGAUAAACAACAACACGCAGCUGAUCUGUCGCCUGCACUCCGACCCCACCUACCACACCAACAAGAACCUGCAGGAGCAGCUGGACUCGGCGGUGACGCAGUCGAACGCGACGGCGCUGAAGGCGUGCGGCGCGCUGCGGCAGCUGGAGGCGCGCGCGCGGGCGGCGGCGGCGGCGCGCGGCGCGGCGGCGCGCAUCACGCGCCUGCAGUCCGCCGCCUCGCGCCGCCUGCUGGCCGACGCGCUGACGCGCCACCAGGCCGCGCUGGCGCUGCUGCGCGACCACCAGUACCGCCUGCUGCAGGACCAGAUCAAGCUCACGAAUCUCACGAUAUCGGACGAAGAGUGCGAGCACCUCCUAGAGUCCAACAACAUAUCCCUGUUCGUUGACAACCUACGCGCAGAAACUGCGGAGGCGCGGCUGGCGUUACGCGAGGCGGAGGCGCGGCGGGACGAGCUCCUGCGAGUGGAAACCGCGUUGCAGGCUGUACGCGACCUCUUCGUACAGCUCGCGCACCUCGUCGCCGCGCAGCAAGAGCAAAUCGACAGCGUAGAGUACUACGCGCUGCAGGCGACGGAGCACGUGGAGAGCGGCGGCCAGCAGCUGCUCAAGGGGACCGUCAGCCGCAGGAAGGCCAAGAAGAAAAAGAUGGGAAUUAUAAUUUGUUUGGCGUCUGGAUUCCUCAUAGUGCUGCUGGUGCUCAUCUACACGUGAGAGCCGCGUGUGCUGCAACGGUUGAACGUCAUACUUAAUUAUUAUUUAUUGUAAAAACUAGUCAUGUUAAUAAUAAAACUACGUAAUAAAUUAUUUUGAUCGAA
Molecule: messenger RNA, 869 nt
Organism: Melitaea cinxia (Glanville fritillary)
Lineage: Eukaryota; Metazoa; Arthropoda; Insecta; Lepidoptera; Nymphalidae
Product: syntaxin-1B-like
Exons: 7
Coding region: 1-765 (254 amino acids)
Biological process (GO): synaptic vesicle fusion to presynaptic active zone membrane; intracellular protein transport; exocytosis
Cellular component (GO): plasma membrane; SNARE complex; endomembrane system
Molecular function (GO): SNARE binding; SNAP receptor activity
Source: RefSeq, a predicted model, not a curated record